Molecule: messenger RNA, 1101 nt
Organism: Asparagus officinalis (garden asparagus)
Lineage: Eukaryota; Viridiplantae; Streptophyta; Magnoliopsida; Asparagales; Asparagaceae
Exons: 1
Coding region: 1-1101 (366 amino acids)
Molecular function (GO): zinc ion binding; nucleic acid binding
Source: RefSeq, a predicted model, not a curated record
AUGGAAAACUCUCCCGGCAACCCUAGCCUUGAAGGUGAGUUUCUCCGCCGAGCUAGGAAAAAAUACAAGCAUGGUCGUAUUGAUUUUGGUAAUGAUGAGGAAGGACAUAGCAAUGGUGAUCGUGGUGUUGAUGAGGAGUCCAAAACGGACCAGAAUGCUGGUGGGGGUGACCCCUUUCCACAUAACCAGAAGCCAUCCUAUAAGGAGAGACUGACGGGUCAAGCAACCCUUGGAUUAGAAGAGGGUGAUGAAUGGGAGCAUGAAGAUGGCGAGGAUGAAACCAUGUUUGAUGAUGUGGUCUCGGACUCUGAUGAACUGAGGGAAGAUGGUGCAAGAAUAGGCUUCUCAAUGGAGGAAAAGAAAGAGAUGCGCAGGCCAUGGCGGAAUGCCCUUAUCAUCAAGUUACUUGGUGGGGUUCUUGGCUUUAAAACACUCUCUAAUAAAGUCCCUCAGUUAUGGCAGAUUGUAGGGCGUUAUCGGAUUAUUGAUCUGGGGAAGGACUACUUCUUAUUCAAGUUUCACAGGAAGGCAGAUUACCAGCAUGUUCUUGAAGGAGGACCAUGGAUAGUUGGUGGCCAUUACCUUACGGUAAGACGGUGGUCUCCAUAUUUCAAGCCCAGUACUGAUCAAAUCACAUCGGUCAUUGCAUGGAUUCGGUUACCUGAAUUGCCAUUGGAAUUUUACUCCCAUAUAGCCCUAAAACGGAUUGCUGCCAAAGUUGGCAAAGUUGUCAGGAUAGAUGGAAAUACUCAGAAUGCUGUACGGGGUAGUUUUGCGAGAGUAUGUGUGGAGUUGGACCUUACUAAACCUCUUUUGCCUUCGGUUAUCUUGGGAAAAACUACUCAAAGAAUUGAAUAUGAAGGCAUUCAGAUGAUUUGCUUCAAGUGUGGCAAAUUUGGACAUAGGAAAGAUGAUUGUUCUUUGUCUGCAGGAGAUGGAACUACAAUGGCGGACCAGGAGAUACCGAAAGAUGCUCUACUGGAGGAUAAACAUGCCCCUAAUCAGAAUGAAAACCCGUCUCCACCUGGAAGCCAGUCCCAAAGGGCAAGACAGGUGCCGCAAGAGGAGCCGGAUUUUGGCCCUUGGAUGCUUGUUCAAUGA